AUGAUAUAUGCCAAGUCGGUACGCAGCAAGAAACUGUUCUUCUCUCCUCUAAGGCUCUGUCAGUAUGAGAGGCGUACGGGUUAUCACUGGUUCCUCCAGGUAGCCAGUGGGAAAGCCGAGUCCAGGCUUUUCAGUGAGAUCUCCCUUGGCCUCUCCCAGGGGAAGGCAGACUCCAGCAUGGCUCUCACUGAACCUGGCACGGUGGGAGCUGCAGCAGCAUUGGUGCCCAUACCUGACCUGACUAGGCCCAUUGAACUGGGCCUUCGCCAGUGGUGGAAGACAAGAAUUAUUCCAGGGUUUAUGUGUCAGAGUGGUGACUUCACACACCACAGUGGCACUGGUGGCAAGUUCAUCUGCAGGGACAAAUCUGAUGAUGAGAACCUCAUCCUGAAGCAUACAGGUCCUGGCAUCUUGUCCAUGACAAAUGCUGGACCCAACGCAAAUGAUUCCCGGUUUUUCAUCUGCACUGCCAAGACUGAGUGGCUGGAUGGCAGCUACCAGACCAUUCCUUUUGCAGCUCAGGAGAGCACCCUUCUACCCUAUUUGCUCUCAAAACAGAAGUCUAGUCGAAGUAUUACUGUUUACUAUGAUGAGGAUUCAGGCCACUUUUGCAUCAGUCACCUACUGCUUCUAGUCAGUACCCAUUCUAAAUGGAUAGAGGAACCUGCUGGCCAUGACAUUGCUCUCCUUUUGACACUAACAUCACCAGACCUGGAGGGUACCUGGGACACCAGAGACAAGGAUGGCUUCGAAGCCCAGGAAGGGCCGCCUCUGACUGUACCUGAAUUUCCUCUGUGUGCACUGUACCCGAUCUACGGAGUCUGUGGCUCUUUCAGCUCCUUCGUCAUCAUCUGCUGCAGUCCUUGUGCGCUGGAGACCCUCAAAUCAUCCCAACAUGAUUCCUUGGAGAUAGCUGAACAGUCCCUCAAACUCAUACCCCUGGUGUCUGGGAAAAAGGGAACCCACAGGGAUGGAUGUUGGCUCCCCACAGGCCAGGAAGCUGGAGAGAAGCCCCUGGCUGCUGGACCCCGGGAGGAGGAACUGCUCCGGGGCUCAGCCCCUCAUGCUCAGGACACUCAGAGUGAGGAACUGCCACCCUCCUGCACCAUCUCAGGAGAGAAAAAGCUGCCAGCAAUCUCUGGAGAAGCCACUGGAGCUGAUGCUGGGAGACUGUGCCCGCCCCCCCGCUCCAGGGCUCUCCACAAAGACAGAACUGUAGCCCGCUCCAGGCCCCAGGCGCAGGUGGAGGAUUGCUCCCUCCCAGUGGGAGAGGUGAAGACAGGAAAGAGGUCCUAUUCUCCAGCCCCCGGGAAGCAGAAAAAGCCCAACACCACGGGACUGGCCCCAACAUCAUCUCCUGGUGCCCCUAACUCAGCCCGUGCCACACACAACCCAGUGCCCUGUGGGUCAGGCCGGGGGCCCUGCCACCUGGCCAACCUCCUCAGUACAUUGGCACAGAGCAACCAAAACAGAGACCAGAAGCAGGGGCCCCCGGAAGUGACUUGCCAACUUAAGAAAAAGACACGAACCUUAUACCGCUCAGAUCAGCUGGAGGAGCUAGAGAGGAUAUUCCAAGAAGACCACUAUCCUGACAGUGAUAAACGCCGGGAGAUUGCCCAGGCGGUGGGGGUGACUCCCCAGCGCAUCAUGGUAAAGGGGGCCAGCUCCCUGGUGGCAGGGUGGAUUGGUGGAGGGCCCACCAUUGAAACUCUUGAAUUGCAGAGUGAGUGCUUAGUGGCAGCCUGGGUGUGGUUCCAGAAUCGCCGGGCCAAGUGGCGAAAAAUGGAGAAACUGAAUGGAAAAGAAAACAAGGACAAUGCUGCAGCCCCUGGCCCUGCCAGCAGUCAAUGCAGCUCUGCAGCUGAGCUCCCACCUGCUGUGCCCAUGGAGCCAAAGCCCGACCCUUUCCCUCAGGAGUCCCCUCUGGAUACCUUUCCAGAGCCCCCCAUGCUGCUGACUUCUGACCAGACUUUGGCCCCCACCCAACCCAGUGAGGGUGCUCAGAGGGUGGUGACCCCCCCACUCUUCAGCCCCCCACCUGUGCGAAGGGCCGACCUUCCUUUCCCCCUUGGCCCUGUCCACACCCCCCAACUGAUGCCACUGCUGAUGGACAUUGCUGGCAGUGACAGCAGCCACAAGGAUGGCCCCUGUGGGUCCUGGGGGACAAGCAUCACCCUGCCACCCCCCUGUUCAUAUUUGGAAGAGCUGGAGCCCCAGGAUUACCAACAGAGCAACCAGCCGGGACCCUUCCAGUUCUCCCAGGCUCCACAGCCCCCGCUUUUCCAGUCCCCUCAGCCCAAGUUUCCCUACCUCCCCACUUUCCCCUUCUCCAUGCCCAGUUCGCUGACACUUCCACCGCCCGAAGACUCUCUGUUUACGUUUCCCUGUGGCCCCAGCGGGGGCACGUCGCAGGGCUAUUGCCCAGGUGCCUCCUCAGGGCAGAUCCUGAUGCAGCCCCCUGCUGGGAAUAUGGGCACAGCCUCCUGGAGUGACCCCUGUUUGCCAGAGCUGCCCUUCCCUGGUCCGUUCUGCCCGCAAGCUCCGGGACAUCCCCCAGGAGGGGAUGGCUACUUUCCUGAUCUAUUUCCAACUCCCUGCACCCAGGCUCUGGGCAGGCAGCCUUCGUCAGCUCUCUCCUGGCUGCCUGAAGGGGCCAGACCAGGGACUGGGCCCUUACUCAGCAAGGCAAAAGAGGAACCGCCAACUGCUUCCCUGGAUCAGCCCUCAGCUCUGGAGGAGGCCAGAGGGGAUGACAAGAAUAGCCAUGUCCCUUAGUUGGGGGGUCAAAGAGUGAAAAGAGGCUGCUUGGUGGGACAGAAUUAGGCCCGCUGAGAGGACAGGGGUUGGAGGUUUGGGAAAGAGUGUGGACUCUGUAGACUGAGGGGAGAGUCAGAUGUUUCCCCUGUGUAGGCUCGUCUUGCUGAUACGAGAAGGAAGAAAGAGGGCUGGCCCUUCCCUUUUCUUCACACUCCGUGUGGGGGUCCUGAAGGAAGCAGGUGGCCUGUGUUACUUCUGAAUGUUGUAUCAGGUGUUUUUGUUUGUUUCCUACCCUUGCUUGACAAAUGAGCUGGAGUGUCCACCGUAAGCAGUAAACUAGUCUGUCCUGGGGUUUUC
Molecule: messenger RNA, 3114 nt
Organism: Rhinopithecus roxellana (golden snub-nosed monkey)
Lineage: Eukaryota; Metazoa; Chordata; Mammalia; Primates; Cercopithecidae
Gene: NOBOX
Product: NOBOX oogenesis homeobox
Exons: 15
Coding region: 1-2775 (924 amino acids)
Biological process (GO): regulation of transcription by RNA polymerase II; protein peptidyl-prolyl isomerization
Molecular function (GO): RNA polymerase II cis-regulatory region sequence-specific DNA binding; DNA-binding transcription factor activity, RNA polymerase II-specific; peptidyl-prolyl cis-trans isomerase activity
Source: RefSeq, a predicted model, not a curated record